Molecule: messenger RNA, 1941 nt
Organism: Didymella exigua CBS 183.55
Lineage: Eukaryota; Fungi; Ascomycota; Dothideomycetes; Pleosporales; Didymellaceae
Product: serine/threonine protein phosphatase 2A
Exons: 6
Coding region: 1-1941 (646 amino acids)
Biological process (GO): signal transduction
Cellular component (GO): protein phosphatase type 2A complex
Molecular function (GO): protein phosphatase regulator activity
Source: RefSeq, a predicted model, not a curated record
AUGAAGGGCUUUAGGCAAAGGGUUCAUGAACAGCUCUCGAGAGCGAAGGACGGUAACAAGUCAUCUAAGAAGAAAGACUCGACCUCCGGUACCGCAUCGCCCUCGCAGGGCACGAGCUCGCCCGCCAAUGUCACGCCGUCCUCGUCCCAGACGCAGCUCGCCGACGCCCGCAAGAACGUGCCCUCCGCCGACGCCCAGCCCAGCAGCGGCUCUCUGCAGCCCGGCCAGCAGGGCGCGCCCGGCGCAUCAGCCGGCGCAAUGUUUGGUGGGCCUGGAGGCAUGACAGGCGGCGCGGCGCCAGCAGCCACACCCCACAGAAUGGGACAGCCCUUGGUGCCCAACGUCACCAUCAGCCCCAGCGCUCCGCAUGUUCCUCCUCCCGGCACGGCUGAGACGAUGCCCGGCGACCUCGCUCCUCCCAAGGCUGGCCAGAAGUCGAACGUGUUCGACCGCCUCCAAGCCACGCCCAAAGACAAUAUCGAAGGCAUCAGAACACCAAAGCGCCAGCACUCGUCCCGAUUCGACAUCUCAGACCAGCGCCAGCGCGAACUCGAGAAGCUGCCAGGCUUCCACGAAGUACCACCGAACAAGAGAGAGGAGCUGUUCGUGCAGAAGAUCGACCAGUGCAACAUCAUCUUCGACUUCAACGACGCGAGCGGAGACAUGAAGUCAAAGGAAAUCAAGCGCUUGGCGCUGCACGAACUGCUCGACUACGUCGCCAACAACCGACAAGUCAUCACAGAGAAGAUGUACCCGCUCGUCGUCCAAAUGUUCGCAAAGAACCUGUUCCGUCCUAUCCCUCCGCCAAUGAACCCUCAAGGAGAGGCAUUCGACCCCGAGGAGGACGAGCCGGUGCUGGAAGUAGCAUGGCCGCACAUCCAGGUCGUCUACGAGUUCUUCCUCCGCUUCAUCGAAAGCCAAGACUUCAACACAAACAUCGCCAAAGCCUAUAUAGACCACAGCUUUGUGCUGAACCUUCUUGAGCUGUUCGACUCUGAAGACCCGAGAGAGCGCGACUUCUUGAAAACCACGCUCCACCGCAUAUACGGAAAGUUCCUCAACCUCCGCUCAUACAUUCGCCGCUCCAUCAACAACGUCUUCUUCCAAUUCAUUUAUGAGACAGAGAGGUUCAACGGCAUCGCAGAACUGCUUGAGAUUCUCGGGUCCAUCAUCAAUGGCUUUGCUCUCCCACUGAAGGAGGAGCACAAGCUUUUCCUGACCAGGGUGCUGAUACCCCUGCACAAGGUCAAGAGCUUGAGCAUGUACCACCCACAGCUGGCGUACUGUAUUGUACAGUUCCUCGAGAAGGAUGCCGCUCUCACAGAAGAGGUCGUUUUGGGUCUCCUUCGCUACUGGCCCAAGGUAAACAGCACCAAAGAGGUCAUGUUCUUGAACGAGGUGGAAGACAUCUUCGAAGUCAUGGACCCGGCCGAAUUCGCCAAGGUCCAGGAGCCCCUGUUCAACCAACUGGCAAAAUCGGUGGCCAGUCCUCAUUUUCAGGUCGCUGAACGCGCGCUCUACUUCUGGAACAACGAGUACUUUUGCAACCUCGUUAGCGACAAUGUUGAGGUCAUUUUACCAAUCAUGUUCGCACCGUUGUACGAAAACUCAAAGGGCCACUGGAAUAGGACCAUCCAUGGCAUGGUGUACAACGCUAUGAAGCUGUUCAUGGAAGUCAAUCCUCAGCUAUUCGAUGACUGCUCACAUGACUAUGCCGAGUCCCAGAACAACGCAGGUCAAAGAAAACAGAGCCGACAAGACCGCUGGGACAAGCUCGCUCAGCUCGCCGAAGCACGCCAAAACGGGACAGCGCCGCCACACGACUCGGAUCCUCUCAGCCAGGGACGAUUGGAGAACCUACGGCUGCAGGACGACGGAGUUGCACGAGAGAGGCGGCCGAAGGAGUACGAGCGACAGAGCAGUCAGACUUCGGUACGUUGA